Messenger RNA from Limulus polyphemus (Atlantic horseshoe crab), 3876 nucleotides. It is a transcript of the gene Impbeta11, whose product is annotated as importin-11-like. Lineage: Eukaryota; Metazoa; Arthropoda; Merostomata; Xiphosura; Limulidae. Gene Ontology annotation, biological process: protein import into nucleus. The record is from RefSeq and is a predicted model, not a curated record. Gene Ontology annotation, molecular function: small GTPase binding. Gene Ontology annotation, cellular component: cytosol; nuclear envelope. The coding region runs from base 62 to 2965 and encodes 967 amino acids. The transcript is spliced from 26 exons.
GCCUACAUGUAAAGCGUGAAGUUUAGCGGAGAUAACUAACUCUAUAUAUAUUUAGGUAGCAAUGAACCCCGAGUUUACUGCACUUGUUUUAAACACAUUAAGGAAUGCCUCAAAUCAAGAUGCACAACUUUUAAAGCCUGCUGAGCAACAAUUAAGGCUAUGGGAAACACAACCAGGGUUUUAUUCAACAUUAUUGGCAAUUUUUUCAAACUAUGAAAUUGAAGUGAAUGUACGUUGGCUGGCUGUGUUAUACUUCAAAAAUGGUGUUGACAGAUACUGGAGAAGAAAUGCACCCAAUGCUAUAUCAGAAGAGGAAAAGACAGUGCUAAGACAAAACUUGUUGUCUAACUUUAGUGAACCAGUUCACCAGUUAGCUGUGCAGCUAGCGGUUCUGAUUGCUAAAAUUGCGAGGUUUGAUUGUCCAAAGGAAUGGCAGGAACUUUUACCAAGGGUGCUUGAAGCAGUAAGAAAUAAAGAUGAGUUAUAUCAAGAACGAGCUUUACUGACACUGUAUCAUGUUGUGAAAGCUUUGUCAUCAAAGAGAUUAGCAGCUGAUAGGAGGAUGUUUUAUGAUCUGACGUUGAACAUUUUCAACUACAUUCUGUACCUAUGGGACAACCACACACAACAAAUACUACAUCUAAUUUCUCAGAAGGACUUCAAUCUGUCUGCUUCUCUAGAGAAGUCAUUGCUGUCAUUAAGAGUGCUGAGAAAACUCAUUGUGCAUGGCAUGAAGAGUCCUCAUGAGGUGGAGGAUGCUGUUCGUUUCAUGAGUCUUGUCUUCCAUAGGAUUCCAGAGUUUCUACAUUGCAGAAAAGCUGUAGAAGACAGGAACAAUCUUAGAGAGCUGAUUCAGAAAUCUUUAAUUGUUCUAACUAAAGCACUACAUGACGUGCUUGAACUUCAUCCCUUCUCGUUUGUUCAGUUCAUCAGGUCAUCGCUGGAUUGUACUGUUUCUCUGUGUUUUACUCCAGCUGGGGAAGGUUUGCUUUUUGAGAGAUUUAGAGUCCAGUGUUUAAACUUGAUCAAAGGAAUUUUGUUUUGCCCGGAAUACAAACCAGCUAAAGUAAUUGAAGAAACCAAAGAACCUGCCACACUAGAAGCCCAUCGUAUCAAAAUGGAAUUUUUUACUUAUUCUACUUUAACAGAAAUAUGUCGGAGACUACUGACAAAUUAUUUUCUUCUAACUGAAGAAGACUUAGAUUCUUGGGAUAAUGAUCCAGAAGAAUUUGCAACUGAUGAGGGAGGAGAGACGUGGAAGUUUAGUUUGAGGCCAUGCACAGAGGUCCUUUUUCUGACUUUGUUUCAUGAGUUUCGUCAAACUCUUACUCCUCUGAUUUUAGAUAUGGUACAGAAAGUCACUAGGGAACCUGCAACAGAAGAUAUGCGAUCAAUCUUGCAAAAAGAUGCUGUAUAUAAUGCAGUUGGCUUGGCAGCAUUUGAAUUGUUUGAUGACAUUGAUUUUGACAACUGGUUUUUGGAGGUUUUAUUACAAGAAUUGAAACUCAAGACUUCAAGCUAUAGAAUCAUUCGACGAAGAGUUACGUGGUUAAUUGGUCAGUGGGUUGGAGUGAAGCUGUCCCCAGAACUCAGGCCGAUUUUAUAUGAGGCCUUGCUUCCAUUGUUAGAUGAACAAGAAGAUCUUGUAGUGAGAUUAGCAGCUGCAAAUACUUUGAAAUAUAACAAUGUAAAAUUGUUUUUAUUCUUCUUACAGUAUCUUGAAUCAAGUGUCGGUUUACUCUACACAUUGCUGGAGCAAGCAAAUGAGUGUGACACCAAGAUGACUGUGCUCCAUGUUUUGUCAUUUAUCAUCGAGAGAGUUGGAAGUCAGAUCCGGCCACAUGCUGCUGCUCUAGUUCGCUAUUUACCCCACUUGUGGGACAUGUCUAGCCAUCACAACAUGCUCCGCUGUGCAAUUAUUUCAACACUCGUUCACUUGGUUCAGGGUCUUGGAACAUUGAGUGAAAAGCUUCAAUCAUUCCUUUUGCCUGUGAUAGCACACAGCACUGAUGUAAAUGAACCCCCUCAUGUCUAUCUAUUGGAAGAUGGUCUAGAUCUUUGGUGGGCAGUUAUAGAAAAUUCACCAGGAAGUUCUCCAGACCUACUCCAACUUGCUGGCAGUAUUUUCCCUCUGCUAGAACUUGGAUCAGAGAACUUGCGGACAUGUUUGCACAUAGUACAAGGUUAUAUUUUGCUAGCACCUCAAGAGUUUCUUCAGAACUAUGGACAAAACCUAGUGAGUUCUUGUUGUAGCAUGAUAACAGAUAUUCGACCAGAAGGAAUGGUGUUAGUCAUGAGGUGUGUUGAAGUAGUGCUGCGAGUAUUCCCAGAAGAAGGCUCUGAUCUCUUUCAUCCACUGUUGUCCACAGUUCUUUCUUCUCUGUUACAAAAUGAGGAUUUCCCAAUGGUAGCCUCCAUGUAUCUGUCAUUGUUAGCACGGGUUAUUCUUCACAAUCAGAGAGUAUUUGCUAAGUUGCUUCAGGAUAAAGCUUCAGAGAAAGGACAGCAGACUGAAGAAGUUUUGAGCAGCAUGCUGGACAUCUGGCUAGAAAAGAUGCCUUUGGUUCAUCCUGUUGAAAGAAGAAAGCUAUUAGGCUUAGCUUUGACUUCUAUGAUUACUUCUAAUGUAGUUGUAAUUCAUGAUCGGUUUUGUGGUCUGCUUCUGGCUGUAAAUGAAGUUCUGAAUGACAUUAUUAGAACAGAUGACCCAGAGGCUAUGAUAGACUCUCUUGUUCUAACUAAUUCGGAUGAAUUACACCAAGAUCAUGAUGAAGAGACAGAACACGACAAGAGAAAACGAGAAUUGUCUAUACAUGACCCCGUGCACACAGUGGCCCUGAGAGAAUAUCUGUGUACCCAGAUGAAUGCCAUUCAACAAUCUCUUGGCCAGAGUACAUUUGAACAGUUGAUGUCAACAGUGGAUGCUGAAACACUUCAGCAGCUCAAGGAAUAUAUUCGUGCUUGAGUACUGAAUAGUGGUUUAAAGUGACUAAUGAUUUGUACUGUUUGUUAAUGCUUUGUACAGAAAUGUCUGGUGACUCAUUAACUACUGUUUGAUCUCAGGCAUUGUUGUACAGUUAUUACGGACCUUGAUUGGUAACCGAAAUUGGCCACUUGGAUGGUGGCCAGUAAAAGUGAAGUUGUCACAUACACUGUUAUGAAUGUUUAUCAUUCUAUACAUUUUUAUGAGAAUGAUAAUAUUACGUGAAUUUAUUUUAUAAAUAGUUGGCUUACACUAUUUAUUCCGUUAUCUACUAGUACUAAUCUCAUAUGAAAAUCUUAGCUUCUGGUAAAGUCUUAUAAGAAAAUAUAAGCAGUUAAGAUCUUAUGCAGUUUUCCAAGAUCUAAUUGGACAAUAUUACUAUGUUUUGGAAAGUCUCGCAUGAUGGAACUUGUAUAACUCAGUUGUUAGAUCGUAAACCAUCACUGAAAACCUUGACAAAUUGUUUAUUAAAUCUUGUUAAUUUAAUGAAAUUUUUUUUUAAAUGGUUGUAAGUUAUAAUAAAGAGGUCUUGUCUAGCAAAGAUAUUGUAAGCCUUUGUUAAGCAUCUAAAAAGUUAUGCAAGUCUUGGAAAAUUUUAAGAUUUUAACAAGAAAUGCUUCAGUGCUUUUUACAUUGAUUUAAAGAUGAAUGAGCCAUCAGGGAUGAAAGCUUGUAUUUUGAUUCUGUUAGAUAGUAAUCAUUUUCUUGUGUUCAAAAUUAUUAAUUAAGUAAUAAGAUGAAAACAUUAAGUUCCUUUUAGGUUUAGCCAAAAUAACAAGAAUAAAUUUCUUUAGCUUUAGUUAAGUAAACAUAACUGAAAUAUGAGCAUAUUAAAUGUUAUACAUCUUCCAAAGUACCUUUGUUGAAAUAAAAAAUAAGACAUUUAUCUUCAA